This is a messenger RNA of Perkinsus marinus ATCC 50983, 999 nucleotides long. RefSeq names its product beta-1,3-galactosyltransferase, putative. Gene Ontology annotation, cellular component: membrane. The coding region runs from base 1 to 999 and encodes 332 amino acids. The record is from RefSeq and is a predicted model, not a curated record. The transcript has 9 exons. Gene Ontology annotation, molecular function: hexosyltransferase activity. Lineage: Eukaryota; Perkinsozoa; Perkinsida; Perkinsidae.
AUGGUGUUCUCGCUCCGGUCAGCUUUGUCUGUUCUGGACCUGGCCAUUGUGAUACCAACCGCACCUAAGGAGACCCUCAGGCGUUGCAAUGUUCGGGACAGUUGGAAGUGGCAGUUGAAAAAAUACGGAAGUGCUGGCAGUAAGAGGUCGAUAAAACUCUAUUUCAUCAUUGGAGAUAGCACUGGGCUCUAUGCUAGCGACAAGAAGACUUUGGAGGAGGAGAAGAAUCAAUACGGUGACAUUCAUGAGCUACAGGGCUUUACAGAUGAGUAUGAUCGUCUCGGGGAGAAGAUGUUGGAAAUCUUCAAAGUGUGUUCUGGUAUAUUUGGAGAGUUGGUCACUCUUCUUGAGGAGAAGGAGGCCUUCGACAUCCCUAGGGUAUAUGCGGGUACGUUCUGGGGUGGUCUGCCUAUCCUUCAGCCGUCUCUAAAGGAGGCUACUGGCAUGGAGAACUACCCUGUGAAUGCCCGAGGAGCUGGGUAUAUUCUCUCACGAGACUUGGUGGACUUGAUGGCGAAUACCCCUGUACCGUUCAAGCACGUCGAAGCGGAGGAUGCUAUGAUUGGCACUUUUCUCGCCCCUUACGAAUACACCCGCAUCGACUUCAACGUAUGCCCCUUGACCCCACAGUGCGGUUGUGCUAUUACCUGCAACACGGACACCCAUGAGACGGCUGAGAGCGUCUAUCAAGUGGACCAUUAUAAUACUCCCGAAACUCUACGAUGGAAGCAAAGACGAUAUGAGCUUUUCGGUGAUUCGUGUUGGCGAGUGGACUAUCCUGCAGAGUCCUCAUGUGGGAGGGCUGUCCUCAGGGCGAACUCGCAUGAAUAUUACUUUGAUGCUGUCACUACUGAUGUUCUUCAUGAGGGCAUCAUCGUACCUGACCAUACGAGUACCAGAGUUGGAGUUUGCCAGACUUCUUUCGAAUGGCAGACCUCUGCUGAUUGGGGUCCAUGCUCCCGAGAAUGUGACGGGGGGAUCCGUACCAGGUUCAACUAG